UGCGGCGGCUGCGCGCGGCGGCGGCGGCGGCGCACGCGGGGUUGGGUGCCGUUUCCUGCGGGGCCCACCCGGCACCCGGCCUGGCCCGGCGACUACGGGCAGCUCGCGAGGAGCCUUCCUGCUGGCGAACGGGGCAGCCUUCGCAGCGCUCCCCGCUGGGGUGCGUUUGUUGUUCGGGGCGGGCUGACGUCGCUCCCGUUCCUUCCUCCCUGCAGCAGGGGUAGCCGAGCCGCUUUCCGAGCCGUCGCCGCGAGCCGGCUUCGUGUGUGCCCCGAGAUUGCCGUCGGCUCCUUUUCUUCUGAGGCCUUGCUGAGUUUUAAUUAUUUGUAGGUUCUGGUGGUUGUAAAGUAAUUUAAGAUGUUUGUGCCGCUCGGUUUUAGCUCGGUAAUUGACUCUUGUGUUAGGAGACGUUGGUUGGGAAUGGUUAAAUGUCCAAAGAAUUGGAUUGUUUACGGAUAAGGGCUGUUUUAUUUGACUACUGUGGGCCUGCAACUUUAAACUUGCAUCUUUAUUUUAUUUAUUUUUUCUUAUCCUGUGCUUUUUCUGUGUUAUGGCUGCUGCAACGAUAGUUCAUGAUACAUCAGAAGCUGUAGAGCUCUGUGCUCCCUGUGGGUUAUACCUUAAACCCAUUACAAAAAUGACCAUCAGUGUGGCACUUCCUCAGCUGAAACAACCCGGAAAGUCCAUUUCGAACUGGGAAGUGAUGGAAAGACUGAAAGGGAUGGUGCAAACCCAUCAGUUUUCCACUCUGCGGAUUUCCAAAAGCACGAUGGAUUUCAUCCGGUUCGAAGGAGAGGUUGAAAACAAAAGUUUAGUCAAGUCUUUCCUUGCGUGCCUCGAUGGCAAAACGAUCAAGCUGAGUGGCUUCUCUGACAUUUUGAAAGUCCGUGCCGCAGAAUACAAGAUUGACUUUCCUACCAGGCAUGACUGGGAUUCGUUUUUCCGUGAUGCAAAAGACAUGAAUGAAACUUUGCCAGGGGAAAGGCCGGAUACCAUUCAUCUAGAAGGCUUACCUUGUAAGUGGUUUGCAGCAAAGGACUCCGGCUCAGAAAAGCCAAGUGAAGAAGUCCUUACAAAAGUUUUCCAGAAAUUUGGAGAAAUACGUAAUGUGGACAUACCCAUGUUGGACCCUUACAGAGAAGAAAUGACUGGCAGAAAUUUUCACACGUUCAGCUUUGGAGGCCAUUUAAAUUUUGAAGCUUAUGUUCAGUAUCGGGAGUAUGCAGGUUUCAUUAAAGCCAUGAAUGCCCUGCGAGGGAUGAAGCUGAUGUUUAAAGGUGAUGAUGGCAAGGCUGUGGCUUGCAAUAUAAAGGUUUCUUUUGACUCAACAAAACACCUCAGUGAUGCAUCAAUUAAGAAGCGUCAGCUUGAAAGGCAGAAGCUUCAAGAGCUUGAAAAGCAGAGAGAAGAACAAAAACGCCGGGAGAAGGAAGCUGAGGAAAAACAAAGAGAGGAAGAAAGGAAGCAGAGAGAACUUGAAGAAUAUGAGAGAGAGAGAAAAAGAGAAGAAAAAUUGCGCAAGAGAGAACAGAAGCAGAAAGAUCGUGAAGUUCGACGAAACAAAAAGCAGCUUGAGAAACUUCAAGCUGAAGAACAAAAGAAACUUCAAGAGAAGAUAAAGUUAGAAGAAAGGAAGCUCCUGUUGGCACAGAGAAAUCUUCAGUCCAUUAGGCUAAUUGCGGAACUGCUAAGCAGGGCAAAGACAGUAAAGCUUUUGGAACAAGAACAAAAUGAAGAAAAGAUCCGUCUUCAGCAACUAGAGGAGAAACGAAAGCUUCAGGAGGCUGAGCUCAGACGUGUGGAAGAAGAAAAAGAAAGAGCACUGGGGUUGCAAAGAAAAGAAAAAGAGCUGAGGGAGAAACUACUGAACAAUCUUCUUAGCAAGAAAAUGGAUGCAGUUCAUCAAAGCAAAGAAGAAACGGAAGCAUCUCAGUCUGGCACUGUGAAAAUUGCUAGUGAUGUUCCGCACACCGUGUCAUCCAGCUGCAUCACUUCUACCUCAGGACAGGCUGUUACAGACAAACUGGCAUCAGACUCUCAAAGAGAACUACCAUCCCCUGAGAAUGUAAAUGCUCAAUGCAAGUAUUUGAAUGGCAAUAUUCAUGACAGAGUUGAUGUCAAAGAAGGUCAGAAACUUCAUACCACGGACUCGGAGAGGUGUUCAGAGAAAAGAAGUUCAACACUGUCAUGUGUUCCUGCCAAUAACCAGAAGCAGAAUACCUGCAAGAAGGACUCGCGCUGUGAGCAAAGCAAACAAAGCACAGAGCCAAGGAGAAGAAAGAGCCGUUCAUGUAGCAGCAUAAACACUGAUGAGAGUAAGGGUAAGCGAGAGAGAACCAGGCACAGAAGAGAUGCGACUUACCAGGAUGAAAGAAGGAGGAGGGAAAGGAGGUAUUAUAGACACUCUAGCAGAAGUUACAGUCCUCGACGAAGUCAUAGUCCUCGUCGAAGAAGUGUAAGCCCCAGACGUUCACAUUAUAGAAGAACUCACAGUAGUGAACGUAAACGAGACAGAAGAGAAAAAAGCCGUAGUCGCAGAAGCUCAAGCAGGAAACGAAGGUACCGGAGGAGAUCACUGAGUAAGCAAAGGAGUACUUGGAGUGGGUAGUGGAGGCCCCGACUGUUUGAAAAGGCUGUGGUUGGACACAAGGGCGAGAAAGUCGUAAAUGAGACCUCACUGGUGUGACUGCUAUAAGAAAACACUUCUGAUUCAACCAAUGCAUAACUUGCAUCUAGUCCCUAAAAUAGAUGCCUGAUUUUUUUUGAAGUUCUGUUGUGCUUUGUUGUCUCUUUCUAGGUUUCUACCACAAUGUAGUUGUUCUGCUUGUAUUUGAAUUCCUACUGUGCUAAAAGCCAACCUGCUUUCUGGAUUUUUUUUAUUUUUAUUUUUAUUUUAUUUUAUUUUUUUUUUUCAGUUUUCUAAAUUGUAAUUUCAGUUGAUUUACUUUUUCCUCUCUUAUGUAUGUGCCAGUUACAGGAACUCCAGUUGUGACAAGCUUUGACCUACAGAUUUAUCUAAAAUGCUUUCUGGUGUACUUAAUGAAAUCAUGUUUAACAAAGUAGAAUUUUUCCUGAUUGAGACAGAUAACAAGACUUUCGUAUGAUUCUUAAAACUGACUAUUAAGAUAUGCAGGAAAUCUUUUAAACUGCUGUGAUUCCUUCAUACAUCUGUAUAGUGCCAGGCUUUGUUGCCCAAGCUAUUCUGGUAUGUAAUGCCCUUUGUGUAGUAAUACUUUCCAUGUAAGAAAGGCACACUGGUGUAGGAAGUAAAAAAGCAGUGGUAAAAAGGUGGAAAAGUUGUUUUGUUGCCUUGUUGACAUACUUGGCUUUUAAUUACUUCGGGUGAUGUUAGAGCCACUUGAAGCGUUUUUUCAGGUACGUACAGAGCUAGCCAUUGUCUUUUGAAAAAGGGGCCUUCUUGCUAAAUUAUUUUUACUUGUGGUGUUGGAAAGUAAGGCUGCAGUGUCUCUUGUUAAAUGCAUUUAAGACUACAUUUGCUUCUAAAAUGGAGCUCAGGAAUAUGAAAAGCUAUAACGUUACAGUGAAAGAGUUUAUUUUGCCUUUUUAUGGUAAAAUUAAAGAGAAACCUGUUUCCAGUGAACUGAAGUCGCUGUUUUCAUGUGUCAGUAUGUUAAUAUCUGCAGAAUUGUUGUAUGAGAAUCAUUUUGUUUAAAACAAACAAACAUUUGAAUAAUGAGGCUUAGCUGCUUGUCUUGCCAGUCCUGUCAUAUACAGCUGCAUCCACUGUUAAUUCAGCAGGAUGUGUGCUCCUGGGGUGCAGUUUUCCCUACACUGAUGUGGGGAGUGCCUCUUUGUUUCUCUCCUUGAAUCCACAGACUGAUUUAUCUAGUCAUCUCAAUACCACCAGUUUCCUGAAUUCUGAGCAGCUGCUUUUGUUGAUGAGUUAAUUUUCUACAGUCUUUGCUGAAGUAUUAGAAAUCUAUCUACUUGAAGAUAAACUUAUAUUUUGUAACAGUUUGGCUGAAACCCACUAUAAUGUUGAUUGCAAGUUUUGAUGGAAUGCCUGUUUGUAAAUCUCUGUGACUCUAGCCUGCUAUCAAAUAACUGAUGUGCUAUCCAUGGUAACGUCAUAUUUGAGGGAAGGAAAAAAAAACCAACUGUGAUUACAUCUGCAGUUCUGUAAGAAGUUGACCUAAGGCUGUCAAUACCAAUGUUUUUGAGCUCAGGGUUAGGAUUCUUACUAGUUUAGUAUUUCCACAAUGUAUCCUGUGGAUUUCCAUUGGGAUUUAUGUCAGGAUCUUGGCAAUUAAUAUAUGUAAUUGGGGAAAUGCUAGUAUAUAGUGCUACUUUCAGGAAGCCUUCAUGCUGUUAAUGCACUGUGUUAUUGCCAAAUGUGAAAGUGCUUAAGGCAGUGGCAGUCAUCAAAAAGUGUUCAUAUUAGGAAAAUCCAAGAGAGAUUAUUUCUCGAUACAAAAGAAAGCAGUGCUGGAUAGGUGGUUUGGCUUUUCGCUCUAAAGAAGGCACCAAGAGUAGGCUUGAUAUCCCAACCUGAAGUGAUUAAAUUCAGGUUAAAUUCCCCUGAUGUCCAAUGCAGUGUCUGAGAUCAGAGCAAUCAGGGGCUGACAGAGGCAAGGGGAAGGAUGUUUAUCUGUCAGGCUUUGAUUGUUUAGCCUGACACAUCAUAUUGAGCACUGUCUUCAUACAACAUACAAAAAGUACAGUAGCAUAAAGUAUUCAGUUGAUUAAAAGCCUAAAAGUGCUUUGAAGCUACUUGCAAAUGCUUACUUAAAAUGUGAGGAGAGAAUAUGAAGGUAGUUGUCUUUCAGCCAGCUUGACCCAAUCACAGCCUCUUAAAACUACUGCUUAAAGUUGCCCAAUAAAUAUGCUCACUGCAGAAUUUCAUCUAGUAUUAACACUUUGAGGUAUUGUUUCAGAUGCAUGUUUUGCUUCAAAGCUCUCCAAAGUCUUUUCAGUGCUGAAUCCACUGAAAUGAAUAUUGCAUCCUGUUUCCUUGUAACCUGGGUCUGGCUGGGCUAACUUUAACUUCAUUCAUAGCAGUGAGCAGGUUGGUGGUGCUUGGUUGUUGUUAUUCAGUUACAUAGUGAGAUGCACAGUGACAUGGACUCCAAAACAAACAAAAAAAAUAAUAAUGCCAUCCUAUGGUACCUGGGACUGCAAGAUAAUUUUUUGUCAGCUGAAUGACAGGCAUGGUACAGUGGUACUUCUUUAUAGACCAGCUUCUUUGUCUACUCCAUCUGUUCUAUUUGUUGGUAACCCAGGACUCGGCAUGUUCUAGUCUAUUUCACUCCAUAUGGCCUUGAUAAUGAUGCCUAUAGCUGAAUGCUUUUGUACUGCAAGUAACCAACAGCACCCACAAGGCAGUCAGUUUAAAACCUGUUCAGAUAUUUUUCUACUCUGUGAUAAGUGUGGAUGUACCGUGGAACUGUAGUGGGCGCCACCACGUUUCUGUUAUUGGUUCCCAAAUUCAGCAUUGAUGAUGUCUUUGAACUGCAAAGAAACUUGUUGAGACUGUAAUCUUUUGAUACAAACACAGCUAUAAUUAUGUUCUGCUCUGCCCAGUACCAUCUAUUAAAAUUUUUUUCUUAUUGCUGA
This is a messenger RNA of Tympanuchus pallidicinctus (lesser prairie-chicken), 5574 nucleotides long. It is a transcript of the gene AKAP17A, whose product is annotated as A-kinase anchoring protein 17A. Gene Ontology annotation, molecular function: protein kinase A binding; RNA binding. Lineage: Eukaryota; Metazoa; Chordata; Aves; Galliformes; Phasianidae. The coding region runs from base 551 to 2608 and encodes 685 amino acids. Gene Ontology annotation, biological process: regulation of RNA splicing. The record is from RefSeq and is a predicted model, not a curated record. Gene Ontology annotation, cellular component: cytosol; nuclear speck. The transcript has 5 exons.